CGCUCUAGGGUGCCGGAAUAUUGCGUCUAUGUAAUUCAGUCGUAUACUUGAUUUGCUCGGUGCAUUAUCGGUGCAAUCGUUUGCAUUUUUUAAUUCGCAUCUCCGACAUAAGGAUGGGUAAGGAGAAGACUCAUAUUAACAUCGUCGUGAUUGGUCAUGUGGACUCCGGCAAGUCUACCACCACGGGCCAUCUCAUCUAUAAGUGCGGUGGCAUCGACAAACGUACCAUCGAGAAGUUCGAGAAGGAGGCUCAGGAGAUGGGAAAAGGCUCCUUCAAGUAUGCCUGGGUGUUGGACAAGUUAAAGGCGGAACGUGAACGUGGUAUCACGAUUGAUAUCGCUCUGUGGAAGUUCGAGACUGCGAAGUAUUACGUGACUAUCAUCGAUGCGCCCGGUCACAGGGACUUCAUCAAAAACAUGAUUACUGGCACGUCCCAGGCUGACUGCGCAGUAUUGAUUGUGGCCGCUGGCACUGGUGAGUUCGAAGCCGGUAUCAGUAAGAACGGCCAGACCCGCGAGCAUGCGCUCCUCGCCUUCACUCUGGGGGUGAAGCAGCUCAUUGUGGGCGUCAACAAAAUGGACUCCACCGAGCCACCUUACCACGAGGCUCGCUACGAGGAGAUCAAGAAGGAGGUCUCAUCUUACAUCAAGAAGAUUGGAUACAACCCGGCGACGGUGGCGUUCGUACCCAUCUCGGGAUGGCACGGCGACAACAUGUUGGAGUCCUCCGACAAGAUGCCUUGGUUCAAAGGUUGGACCAUCGACCGCAAGGAUGGCAAGGUCGAGGGCAAAACUCUCAUCGAGGCUCUUGACGCGAUUCAACCCCCUUCGCGGCCCAGAAAACCGCUGCGCUUGCCUCUUCAGGACGUAUACAAGAUAGGAGGCAUAGGCACCGUGCCCGUAGGUCGAGUUGAGACUGGCAUUUUGAAACCUGGCAUGGUGGUGGUGUUCGCUCCGGCCGCAAUCACCACUGAAGUGAAGUCCGUUGAGAUGCACCACGAGGCGCUGCAGGAGGCCAUGCCGGGAGACAACGUCGGCUUCAACGUAAAGAACGUGUCGGUGAAGGAAUUGCGUCGUGGCUAUGUGGCUGGAGACUCGAAAAACGCUCCGCCUAAAGGCGCUGCUGAUUUCACUGCGCAGGUGAUUGUGCUGAACCAUCCUGGUCAAAUCAGCAACGGGUACACUCCGGUGCUCGACUGCCACACUGCUCAUAUUGCUUGCAAGUUCGCUGAGAUCAAGGAAAAGUGCGACCGUCGUACUGGUAAAACAACUGAAGUGGACCCGAAGUCCAUUAAGUCUGGCGACGCGGCCAUCGUGACGCUCGUGCACAAGCCGCUGUGCGUGGAGUCGUUCCAGGAGUUCCCGCCGCUGGGACGCUUCGCCGUGCGCGACAUGCGCCAGACCGUGGCCGUGGGCGUUAUCAAGAGCGUCACGUUCAAGGAAGUGACUACUGGAAAAAUCACCAAAGCCGCGGAGAAGGCCCAGAAGAAAAAAUAACUAUGGGGCUCUCUGAAAAAAGUGUUGCAUAAAGUAACCAUCGUCUUAUUGGCAACACCAUCGCCAAAUUCUUCUGUCCCUUUUAAUGUGUCCGCUCCCAAUAGUGAGUCCUGUUCGAGCCCUGCCCAGCAGGCU
Manduca sexta (tobacco hornworm) is the source of this 1631-nucleotide messenger RNA. Its product is annotated as elongation factor 1-alpha 2. The record is from RefSeq and is a predicted model, not a curated record. NCBI's taxonomy places the organism in Eukaryota, Metazoa, Arthropoda, Insecta, Lepidoptera, Sphingidae. Gene Ontology annotation, molecular function: GTPase activity; translation elongation factor activity; GTP binding. Gene Ontology annotation, biological process: translational elongation; translation.